Molecule: messenger RNA, 3402 nt
Organism: Danio aesculapii
Lineage: Eukaryota; Metazoa; Chordata; Actinopteri; Cypriniformes; Danionidae
Product: zinc finger protein 585B-like
Exons: 5
Coding region: 302-1756 (484 amino acids)
Biological process (GO): regulation of transcription by RNA polymerase II
Cellular component (GO): nucleus
Molecular function (GO): DNA-binding transcription activator activity, RNA polymerase II-specific; RNA polymerase II cis-regulatory region sequence-specific DNA binding
Source: RefSeq, a predicted model, not a curated record
CCAUAUUGUUAUACUCUUAUGACAAGCGACUCUCGUUUUCAUGAGUAAGAGAUUAGAAGAUGUCUCCAUUUCAAGGUCUGUGUUGUCUCUGGACAAUGAAGCAGUAAUUUUCCAUUGCUGUUGCUUGCAGGGUUCAGACGGUCAUGGAAAUCCUGUAAGAGUCGUGGAGUUUUAACAUGGCAUUUUCCAGGCCUGGAAAAGAUUUGGAAAAACCCACAAAGUUUUGGAAAAGUCGUGGAAAUUACGCUCAGCUGCCAUCAGUGAAAGACAAAGACCGAGUUUAUUGAAGGACAGUGAGAAGAUGAGUGAUCCAGAACCCUGCAGAAUUAAACGGGAAGAGACUGAAGAACUGAUAGAAGUGGUUGUGAAGGAGGAGAGUGAAGAUGAGGAGAAACAUCAUGUCAAAAGUGAAACUGAAACUCGCACAAAUACAGAACAUAGUUUUAUAAUGAAAAGAACAACUGUAAAACAUUUCACCUGCGCUCAGUGUGGAAAGAGUUUCACGCGCAAAUGCAGUCUCAAGAUUCACAUGAGGAUUCACACCGGAGAGAAACCUUACAAGUGCUCGCACUGCCACAAGAGAUUCGGUGAUUCAGGAAAUCUGAAAACGCACGAGAGGAUUCACACUGGAGAGAAACCGUAUCACUGCACUGAUUGUGGGAAGAGUUUCACAAAUUCAACUUCUCUACGAUCACACAGAAAACACAACCACAAAGUGGCUGUGAAGGAGGAGAUUGAAGAACUGAGUGAAGAUGAGGAGAAACAUCAUGUCAAAAGUGAAACUGAAACUCACACAAACACAGAACAUAGUUUCUUAAAAACAGUCUUGAACGGUUUGACCUGCGCUCAGUGUGGAAAGAGUUUCAGCCGCAAACACAAUCUCAAGCUUCACAUGAGGACUCACACUGGAGAGAAACCUUACAAGUGCUUGCACUGCGACAAGAGCUUCAGUAAGUCGGGAAACCUGAAAACACACGAGAGGAUUCACACUGGCGAGAAACCAUAUCACUGCACUGCUUGUGGGAAGAGUUUCACAGAUUCAUCUUCUCUACGAACACACAGAAAAAGCAAUCAUAAGCUGAUUGUGAAGGAGGAGGAACGUGAAUUACUGAUUGAAGCCAAGAAGGUCCACUUUAGUGUUCAUACUAAGGGGAAAUUUCAUUCAUGCUCCUGCUGUGGAAAGAGUUUUACAUAUCAGCAUAAUUUAAGGCAACAUGAGAGGAUCCACACUGGAGAGAAACCUCAUAUUUGUACUCAGUGUGGGAAGAGUUUCAGACUAAAAGCAGACUUUUUAUCACACAUGCUGAUCCACACCGGAGAGAAACCACACCAAUGUGAUCACUGCAGCAAAACUUUUUUGUGGGCUUCCCAGCUGAAGGAGCAUCUUAGAGUUCAUACAAAGGAGAGGCCGUAUUCAUGCUCUGAGUGUGGAAAGAGUUUUUCACAAAGUUCACAUUUUAAUAUACACCAGAAGAUCCACACUGGUGUGAGAGAGCAUGUGUGCUUGGAGUGUGGGAAGACUUUUAUUACAGCUGUAGACUUGAAACUGCACCAGAGGAUUCACACUGGAGAGAAACCGUACAAGUGUUCACACUGCGACAAGAUGUUCAGAAAUUCAGGACACCUGAAAACACACCAGAUGAUCCACACUGGAGAGAAACCGUACACAUGCACUCAGUGUGGGAGGAGUUUCAGACGAUCAUCACACCUUCAAAAACACAUGAAGAUCCACACUAGAGGGAAAACGCAAAUGUGAUCAAUGCAGCAAGACAUUUUCCGAGCUGAAGAACCAAACUUCAUAUUUGUCAAAUGCUUGUAUAUUAGGGUUAGGUCAAUAGACAAUGCCGAUGACCGAUGGACAUCACGAUGCUGAGCCGCAUAGCAAUCCUCCACACCCAUCACAGCAGCAACCUGCUCACAAAAAUACACACGGCCCCAUUUACACUAAUACGUCUUAGUUUUAAAAUAGCAUUUCAGAACAAAACCGAUCCACGUCCACACUGGCGUGUCAUCUAGCAUUUCUGAAAAGAUCUCCGUCCACACUGUACCACUGAAAACGCACAUCACGUGACUUUGUCAUGCGCUGCAGCGUAUGCGCACGUCUGAGCUCCAGGCAGUCAGCGGGUGCUUUGAGCACAAAACCCCAGAGAUCAGUGCAGGUUGGACAGUUUAUCAAGGAUGUCCCGCUGGAUGGUGUCUCACUAUAGUUGUUAAACUUGAUAUUUAAUUUAUCUUGUCUCUAUCUAACGACUUUUGAAUCUAUCAGCUAACGUGUCACAGCGUCAGUACACUGCUUCAAUCUUUCGCUUUCACUCUUGUACUUGUACUUGAAACCUCAGAUUCUGUUGGUUGGUUCCUGUUGGUUUUGCACCUUUUUUACCAGCCAAGUUUGUGGACGCCAUUAUAACGACACAGAUCACUCUGCCUAUUCAUGCCAGAGUCCGACGGAAAAAGUGAUUGACAGGUGGUAAUGUGUGGGUAACUCAUCUUUAGUUAUUUAUGAUUUGGUUAUGGGUAAAACAAAGACCAUGCGGGUCAGGUAGUUGAAACGGUAGGCUACAAAUAUUUAAUUUGUUAUGACUUAAUUAAUUAUUCAUGAAUAAUUCAUUCACCGCCGCCUACGACGACGAUGCCAUUGUCCAUCCCAAUGUUUUACAUUAUACAUUGUACAAUGCCAAAUUUGUUGACGUCACCCAACCCUAGUGUGUAUGUUAAUGAACUACAAUCAUUUGUGAAUAGGGCAUGUGUUGACCAAUAAUAAUGAUAAUGUUAUGUCCAUUAAUGCAGUGGAAUAUUCAUUGGUUUGACUCCAGUAUGUUUCAUAAAUGCUGGACUGGUAUUCAAAUCACAGUCACCAUUAUAAAGACUUUAUUUCUAAAGCCAAAUAGUCUUACUAUUCUAAUUUAAUCAGCUCAUUCAUUCAUUUUCUUUUCGGCUUAGUCCCUUUAUUAAUCUGGGGUUGCUACGGCGGAAUGAACCACCAACUUAUCCAGCAUAUGUUUUACACAGGGAAUGCCCUUCCAGCUGCAACCCAUCACCGGGAAACACCCAUACACUCUCAUUCACACACAUACACUAUGGACAAAUUAGCUAACCCAAUUCACCUGUACCACAUGUUUUUUGACUUGUGUGGGAAACCGGAGCACCCCAGAGGAAACCCACGCCAACUCGGGGAGAACAUCCAAACUCCACACCGAAACACCAACUGACUUAAUCAGCUCAAAUGAAGGAAAUUCUUCUUACAAACUAGGGCUGCACAAAAUAUCAUUUCAGCAUCGAUAUCGCAUGUGUGCAUCCGCAAUAGUCACAUCACAGGAUAUGAAGUGUUGAGUUUGUAUUGUAAUUCAUCAUUUGAUUGUUUUUGAGGCUUGGGAUUGAAUAAUGAUUGUGCUGGAUGCCUUU